Messenger RNA from Sparassis crispa, 1710 nucleotides. RefSeq lists its product with no specific name. The record is from RefSeq and is a predicted model, not a curated record. Bases 1 to 1710 code for a protein of 569 amino acids. Gene Ontology annotation, molecular function: DNA-binding transcription activator activity, RNA polymerase II-specific; transcription cis-regulatory region binding. NCBI's taxonomy places the organism in Eukaryota, Fungi, Basidiomycota, Agaricomycetes, Polyporales, Sparassidaceae. Gene Ontology annotation, cellular component: RNA polymerase II transcription regulator complex. The transcript is spliced from 5 exons.
AUGGAUUCAUUCGGCGGCAUCCAGUCCUUCUGGGACAUCUCGCAACAACCAGAUAGCUUCUCCUCACUCCCUGAUGAUGACUUCCUCGCUUUUCUCGAGAAACAGUUCCCCACAACCAUCUCGAACCCCGUGCAGCAUUUUGACCCGACGGCGCCCAUACCUGUCUCUGUGCCUGAGGUUAUCGACCCCCAGAAUCUCACCCGCUUCCCGUCCAACUCCACUCCGACCUCGAGCGAUAGCAGCCCCAGCCCGCCGAGCCUCCCGAAUGAUAGCAGCCCGUCGCGCCGGCAAUCAGGGGUAUACACCCAUUCGACGUCCCCGACCGGCGAGCUCGACGAUGCCGGCCUGAAGCGCAAGGCGAGCAACGACAGCAUGGUUGACGAGCCCACACAUAAGAGCCAGCACACUAACAAUCUGUCUACUUCCAGCAACACCAGCAAAAAGGGCAUCUCUAGUUCCCGCCGCAAAUCGACGGGCAACCCAAAUCAGGAUGAGACCCGACUUCUCAAGCGUAAGGAGCAGAACCGUGCCGCACAGCGUGCGUUCCGCGAACGCAAAGAGAAGCAUGUUAAAGAUUUGGAAGACAAGGUCGCUGCACUGGAAGCCAAGAACCAGGUAACAGAGUCCGAGAACGAGAACCUGCGUGACCUGCUGUCACGGUUACAGAACGAGAAUAUGGCCUUGAAGCAGGCUGCGUUCACGUUCCAGGUGCCACGGGAUACUAGUGCCAGUAAUUCUCAGUCUUUCAGCAACGGUCCAACUUCAUUCAACUUCUCGACCCCCGGUGCGGGCCCGAGCAAGGUGGCGUCCCCUCCUCUACACCCUCCUCAGCCUCCGUUCAAUUUCGGGUCGUUAAUCUCAUUCGACCCGAACAUGUUGAACAUGAACGACGAGCCUACAACCACGGACGGCGCGAUGAACGUGGACUACGCCUUUGGGCAGCCCGUCCCGUACAAGACGAUUGCAGCGAACCCCAUGUACAUGUCGUUCGCAGAGCCUUCUCCGUACGACUCGCCUCAGCGGAUGAUCGGUAACGGUAACAGCAACGGCAACGGUGGCUCGAAUCAUUUCAGCAGUAUGUCUUCGUUCGACCACUGGACACCGCCAGACCCGAACGGCCUGGACCAGUUGUUUGGUGGGAACUAUAUCGGGACUAAUCAGAACGGCGUCGACUUUAAUGCGCUUCUGGCAAGUCCGCCAAGUUCGUUAUCUCCCGUUUCGCACGCUGCGCGUUCCACGUCGUCAUCGUCACCGUCGUCGUCCGACGGCUCGAUAAAGUCGACGUCCUUGUCGACGCCUGGGAACCCGACGUCACCGACAGCAGACCAUGACGGAAAUUGUCCGCGCACGAAAGAGGAUCUCCAGAAGUUCAUCUCGGACCAGGGCGACUCGCAGUUUGCCUGCGAGAUGCCUGUGGCGCCAUUCCUCCGUAAAGCGAAUAGCGAGGAGGGCAAUGGCCAGAUGAUUAUGUGCAAAGGCUCGAGUUUCCCGACUACGGAAGAGAGCGAGAAUAACGUCGAGGUGCUCGCUGCGUGGCGGAGUAUCACCUCGAAUCCCCAAUUUAAGGAUCUUGAUAUCAACCAACUAUGUAGCGAGUUUACGAAGAAGGCACGGUGCGACGGCACCAAGGUCGUGCUCGAGCCGCAGGGCGUACACUGCAUUAUCGAGGCCCUUGCUGCCAAGCGCCAGCAGCAGCAAAUGCAGCAAUAG